Daphnia magna is the source of this 1464-nucleotide messenger RNA. RefSeq lists its product as uncharacterized. NCBI's taxonomy places the organism in Eukaryota, Metazoa, Arthropoda, Branchiopoda, Diplostraca, Daphniidae. The coding region runs from base 358 to 1047 and encodes 229 amino acids. The transcript has 4 exons. The record is from RefSeq and is a predicted model, not a curated record.
AAUUCGUCUGAUUGCCACGCUUUGCACGCUUGUGCCCAUGACGUUAUCUUCAUGAGGUUUCACACCAGUUAAGAUACCAAAAUUCAAGAUUUACAAAAUUUCAGUGACGUUAUUUCCUUCUAUUAAGUAUUUUGGGUGGUUCACUUAUACAAAUAUAUAUUGAAUUCGUCUUCUCAUGAAAAGUAUGAGAUGAAGAACCAACAAGCAUCAUCGUUGGUAGCAAUCCAACAUACUAUUGAUCUGGAAAAGGAUGUUCAAACCGAUGGCAGGCCUUAUGAUACUUGGAAGGGAAUCUUUCCGUCAUUGCUACUGGAUUAAGAGAGCAGCAAUGUUUCAGCUACAGAAACCAACAAUAAUAUGGGUAAAAUUUGCGAGCAGGAUUCUUCGAACAUGCUAGACUUGAAGUAUUAUUGUGUUGCCACACUUGAGUACGAUUGGUUACUCAAAGCCAUGAGAAAUGUAUGGUCUGUCGUCCCUGUUACAUGGCUUUCUUCCAAAAAAGAAUUUCUGGUUUAUCCAAACCCCACGUACAAAGCUGGAGGAAAGCUUCCAUGUGAUUGGAAACCCAAGAUUUACAAACGACAUGCUCAUCCUCAAACAUCAUGGCUCGAAUAUGACAUAGUUGCAAUUCUCAAUUUGGACAAGCCUGUCAGACAUGCAAUCGCUUUUAAAGCAGCAAAGGCAGCUGCAAAUGGAUCGUCACAAGUAGCAAAUAUUUUACAAUCUGAUUCCGAAAAGUCAUUUGGACGAAAUAAACGCGCUCCUAAGCCGACAAAAGUAUUUGAUCCCAGUCAGCCAACCAAUGGACAAGAAAAGAAUUUAAUGGAAGAUGACGAACAACGUGUCAGCAAGAACACUAGAAAACUGCUGGAAGCAACAAAUGGAACAGCUGCUGAUGCACAACAUACCGAACUUGGUCAAGGAUCAAAUACAACCAAUGAAGUACCAAUGGCAAUCCAAGAAUAUACCAAUUCUCUGGCCAAUCCGGCCAUAAUUCAACGAGGCUUGAAUUUGGAACAAACUAACGACAACGCAGAUGAUAUGUGAUCACUUAAGCAUUUCAGAAGACCUACCCUGAUUUCUUACAUAGUUUUUGACAACAGUAGCUCUCAUUUUUAACCAUGUUUCUUUGAUGGAUUGUUGUCUUUCCUGCCAUCUUCUGGAAGGCUGAUCACCAGGAAUGUUUUCGAUAUUGACUGUGACUCGCAUGAUUGCAUCCUCUCUCAUUUGAGCAAUGACUGAUUGUAUUCUCUCGUAUUCUGAUUAAAAACAAUAGUUUCAUUAUUUCCUUCAAAUAAAUGUAAUUUGUUCAAGUUAAUUACCUUCAAUAUUAGCUGUGACAAUUCCAUCAUUACUUGUUGACUGUGUCUGUGCGAUGUGAUGCACAUGAUGAUCUUCCGUAUCUGAAAAAAGCGUUUGAAGUUGACACAGCACUAGAAAUACAUGAAGUAUUCGCACUUGUAA